UUAUCAGAUUAAUCACAUGAGUUAAUGCAUUAACUUUUACAGCCCUAAUACUAACUGUAACUUAUUUUUUCAGGCUUAUCGAGGAGCUUCAGAAACGUCAAAUGAAUGUUGUGAACAUUCCAGAAGAGGAUUCUCCUAUACUUCCUUGUGCAAGCCAAACCGUGGUGGAUGCUGCGAUCAGCCAAGAACAGACAGACAGUGAUCAGACAACGGACAGUGAUCAGACAAGCGAUCAAGACCAGAGUUCAGACUCUAGCACCAAAGCAAAUCCAAAAGAAGCGACAGGCUGGAAAAACCCGACACGUGCUAACAUGGCAAAGAUGGGGUUGUACCAAAAGCAUGAUCUGGACCAUCCCUUGCUGAAAGAAUUCAUGGACUACCUGAAAACUGAGCUCUCCUUUGAAAACUGCAAACAAGAGGUUGAAAACGUGGCAAGGAUGCUCUACUUUUUUGAUGCGAGCCAACCAUCGUUGGAAUUUGUUCGAGAUAGGCUGAAGACGAACAACUAUUUCCGCCUGCUAAAAGAAGCCGGACAGACACACCAAACAAGAAAUAACUACGUCAAGGCUAUGAAAAGAUUUAUUGAUUAUCACACAGUCAAUACAAAUCUUUAUAAAACCGACCCAGAACUCCAUCAACAAGCUAAGCUGUAUGUGGAGUUUCUACAGAAAAAAAUGAAAGAACUCGCCAAAGGAAUUGGCAUUGAAAGGGUUUCCAUCAGGUCCGGAUAUAUACGUGAUGGGUUAAGAACACCGGAGGACUGCUGGCGUGUCUUAGAGGUCGCUAAACCCGACUUCCUCGUGACAAUUGGGAAAGUGAUUGCUGCAAAAGGGUAUACAGACGAUCUCUCGCAGAGUGAAUGCACAACUGUGCAAAGGUACCUAAUCGCCCUGAUCAUACUGAAGCAUCUGCAAAGGCCUGGGGUGGUUACAGGAAUGACGGUCGGCGAAUGGCAUAAGCGGGUUAAGAAAGGCUCCGGUGGUACCGUGGUUCUCGUCAAGAAGCACAAGACGGCAGCCCAACAGCCAGCAGCCUUCGUCUUGGAUCAAGAGCAAGAAGCCUGGUUUGAAGCCUACUACGAGUGUGUCAGAGAACACAUGAAGCAAGGUUGCAGAGGAGAUGGCCAGAAGGCACCUAAACGGCGAAAGAUGGAACAGAGGGCAACUGAUGGUGAGAAAGUGGUCGAAAAUGCUGAGGAACCGUUCUUCCUGAAUCUGGCUGGCUCGCGAAUCGAGAAUCCCUCCCUGCAUCUCAGUCGGCUGCAUACCAAAUACAAACUCCCAGAUGUGAACAGCGAUGAGGUUCGGAAAGUCUUCAAGACAGCAACAGUCUCUGAGUGUUUUGAAGCAGGGGACAAAAAACUCUCCAGCAACUACCUGAGUCAUACUGUGGCAACUGCAGAGGGUCAUUAUCAGAUUAAACAGAUAUCUGAUUUGAUCAAGGCCACAGAACUCAUCAAGCGUCUUGGAUCAAGUGAAAGACCUUCUGACAGACCCUCCACGUCCAGCGAGGUACCCUCACCCUCUGAGGAACAGAGUGAAGACAGCAGUGGCUCAACAGCGACACUCAAACCAUCGGCAAAUAAAAAGAUGACAGACCAGAUUCUGUUUGAUCGUUUCCAGACAGAAUUCCCCGUGACAGUCGAUGAUCUUGCACCAACUCGAGAGAAACGCCUCAACUUCCUUUCUACUCUGAGUGUUGAAGAAGACAGAGAGAGCAUGCUCUACAACCGUUGGGUGAAAAAGCAACGGAAACUCCGCCAAGACUACACCUUGGAACACAUGAGCCAACGCCAUUGCCCCUCCAAGAAACGGAUUGAGAGGUUUUUCCUGCAGCAGGGUUGGAAACAUGCGCUGCCAAACAUCGACCAGAUCACCCAGUCGUGGAAACCAGCCGAAGAUCCGCUGUCUUCUCCCAGAAUCAGGCGUCUUGUCAGUAGCCAACGAUGGAAGGGUUUGGAGAUCAAGAGCAUUCCUGAUAAGGGAAGAGGGGUAUUCACAAGGCGUGCAUUCAAGAUGGGCGAGGUAGUGUGCGACUACCAUGGUGACCUUCUCACCGCAGCUCAAGGUCAGGCUGUUCAUGAGAGCACCAUUGGAGAGGAGACGGGCUACAUGUACUUUUUUCUAAACGAAGACGGAGAGAAAAUGUGCAUUGAUGCACAUCAGAAGUGUCAAUGUCACCCAGAUAUAGACGUAAAAGGCAGGCUCAUUAACCACUCAAGAAAGCCAAACCUCAAGCCUCUUUCUAAGAGGCUUGACUUGGAUGGGGAUAAGAGAGAUUAUAUCCUCUUUGUCGCAAAGCAGGACAUCAGCGAAGGGGAAGAACUUACCUUUGAUUAUGGUGUAAAUAAGUUCCAGUUUGGUGAGGCCAGAGACCUUGACUGGCUCUGAUCAAGCAUGGCUUUUUUGCCAGAGUAAAGCCACUACAUGAACAGGCAGGCAGGAUCUAAAUUGGAAUGAAUGAUAAAGUUAUGUUGCCUUGUCAGGGAACCGCUAACUUUAUAUUUCUCUCUGGGAUAAUGUAAGUGCUGUAGAUCAGUGAUGUAAAUAAAG
This is a messenger RNA of Lampris incognitus (smalleye Pacific opah), 2552 nucleotides long. RefSeq lists its product as uncharacterized. Gene Ontology annotation, molecular function: protein binding. The coding region runs from base 102 to 2390 and encodes 762 amino acids. The record is from RefSeq and is a predicted model, not a curated record. Lineage: Eukaryota; Metazoa; Chordata; Actinopteri; Lampriformes; Lampridae. The transcript is spliced from 8 exons.